Molecule: messenger RNA, 1117 nt
Organism: Fopius arisanus
Lineage: Eukaryota; Metazoa; Arthropoda; Insecta; Hymenoptera; Braconidae
Gene: Unc50
Product: Unc50 RNA binding protein
Exons: 7
Coding region: 163-966 (267 amino acids)
Cellular component (GO): Golgi membrane
Source: RefSeq, a predicted model, not a curated record
CUGACGGAUUUGUGGAGAUGUGGAGAAUCAGCUCAUGUGUUAUCGAUUCAUUAGUUGACUUUGGAGGAACAUAAACCGGUAAUAUUUUCGUUUUUUCCACCAACAGUCGUCAGCAACAUGUUCCUCGCGAAAUUUGUGAAUAUUUAAAAACCCAAGCACAAAAUGAAGUACGCGACGUCACCCUCGACGAGUCGUUGCAGUUCUCCCAUGAUGUUCAGUUCGAGUUCAUCUCUGCCAACUCCUAUCACAUACAGGCAUAAUUGCAUGGGUGCUGCGACAAAAUGCUACAAAUAUCUCAGAAAACUACUAAAGUUUCAGCAAAUGGACUUCGAAUUCGCAGCCUGGCAGAUGGUUUUCCUCUUAGCCUCCCCCCAGAAAGUGUACAGAAAUUUUCAAAACCGAAAACAGACCAAACAACAAUUCGCCAGAGAUGAUCCAGCAUUUCUUGUUCUCCUCGCUGGAUGGCUUUUCGUAUCAUCAGUUGGAUUUGCCAUCGUCUUGCGAUUAAAUUUCUUUCGAUUCCUUCAGUUCUUCGUGUAUACGAUGUUCUUGGAUUGUAUACUCGUUGGAUUGUGUGUCGCUACAGUAUUUUGGUUCAUAACCAAUCGUUAUUUACGAUUAGAUCACACCCAGGAUGUCGAAUGGGGAUACGCCUUCGACAUCCAUUUGAAUGCAUUCUUUCCACCUCUGGUGAUACUGAACUUCCUACAAUUAUUUGUGUAUCAUGCAAUCAUAAAUUCUGAUUCCUUCACUGCCAGAUUUUUUGGGAACACCUUCUGGCUAGUAGCAGUUGCUUAUUACGUGUACAUAACAUUUUUAGGAUACACCAGUGUUGAAAUACUUCACAGAACUGCUGGUAUCCUUUGGGUUCUCCCUUGCGCCUUCCUAAUUUAUAUUAUAUUCCUUUGCGCUGGAAUCAACGUAACUAAAGAAGUCAUGUCACUUUACCACAACAGAGUCUCAUAAUAAAACAAUAAAUAAAUAUCAAAAACGAAAAAUGUUGAUUUCGUAAAGAAAACUAAAGCACUGACAAUGUAUUUUUGUAUAUCUAGAAUAUUGACUCAUCAUCAAUGGUCUACCGAUGUAAAAAGGUCAAAUGAACUAGUUCAGUAAGUUA